UCAGCCAGAAGGACCGGAGUCCCAGCGGCAGUUCAGGAGAGUCUGAGCGGGGAAUUCUGCGUCCAAUACGGGAGAACUCAAAACGGGCAUCCGCGAUGAGUUGGGGAACGGAGCUCUGGGACCAGUUUGAUAAUCUGGACAAACACACUCAGUGGGGGAUCGACUUUCUGGAGCGCUACGCAAAGUUUGUCAAGGAGAGGCUGGAAGUAGAGCAAAACUACGCCAAGCAGCUACGGAACUUGGUGAAGAAAUACUGCCCAAAACGCUCUAAAGAUGAGGAGCCAAGGUUCACAUCAUGUCUGUCCUUCUACUCCGUACUGAAUGAACUCAAUGACUAUGCCGGUCAGAGGGAGGUGGUGGCGGAGGAGAUGGCUCACAAAGUGUAUGGAGAGCUGAUGAGGUACAGCCAGGACCUCAAAGCUGAGAGGAAGCAUCACCUACAGGAGGGCAGGAAGGCUCAGCAGUAUUUGGAUCAUUGCUGGAAACAGAUGGACAACAGUAAAAAGAAGUUUGAGAGAGAGUGUAAAGAAGCAGAGAAGUCCCAGAUAACCUACGAUCGGUUAGAUAAUGACAUCAACGCUACCAAAUCGGAGGUGGAGAAGGCCAAAGCCCAGUUCUACCUGCGCACUCACAUGGCUGAUGAGAGUAAGAACGAGUACGCUGCUCAGCUGCAGAACUUCAACGCAGAGCAGUGGAAACAUUUCAACAACGCCAUACCACACAUCUUCAAGAAUCUGCAGGACAUGGACGAACGCCGAACGGUGAAGCUCGGAGAGACGUACCGGAGCUUUGCCGAGGCCGAGCGAAGAGUCAUUCCAAUCAUCUCAAAAUGUCUAGAUGGAAUGGUUUCUGCUGCCAAAGCUGUCGAUAUGCGAAAGGAUUCAUCCAUCGUUGUGGAGUCGUUUAAAUCAGGCUUCGAUCCUCCAGGCGACUUCCCCUUCGAAGACUUCAGUCAAAAUUUGAGCAGAACAGGUUCAGAUGGGACCAUCAGCAACACACCCAAAGGAGAGAGAGACAGAGAUGGGGCCCCGGGGCCACGACAAGACCCAAAACACCCCAUGAGCAGAACCAAGAACAAACUGUGGCUGUUUGGGAAGAAACCAAAGGCCCCAUCUUUGGAGGAUUUCAGCCACUUACCCCCCGAGCAGAGGAGGAAGAGGCUGCAGCACAGGAUCGACGAACUCAGCAAAGAGCUCCAGAAAGAGAUGGAUCAGAGAGACGCCCUGAACAAGAUGAAGGAUGUGUACGAGAAGAAUCCACAGAUGGGAGACCCCAACAGCUUGCAGCCCAAAAUAUCAGAGACCAUAUGCAACAUGGAGAAACUGCGCUCGGAAAUUCACAAAAACGAGACUUGGUUAUCUGAGGUGGAGGGAAAGCAGAGCUCCAGAGGUGACAGAAGACACAGCGCUGACAACCACCAUCACACUCCUCAAGGCAGGGAGAGUCCUGAGGGCAGUUACACAGACGACACCAGUCAGGAGCAUCACAAACCUCAGCAGCGCUCCAGUCCUCCACAGCCCGGGCAACCCAACCCCGACCCGCACGAGUUUGAUGACGAAUUCGAUGACGACGACCCGCUGCCCGUCAUCGGACACUGCAAAGCGCUCUACUCCUUCGAUGGUCAGAAUGAGGGGACACUGGUGAUGGCAGAAGAUGAGGUGUUGUACAUCAUCGAGGAGGAUAAGGGCGACGGCUGGACGAGGGCGAGGAAGCAGAGCGGAGAGGAAGGCUACGUCCCCACCUCCUACGUAGAAAUCACCAUGGAGAAAAACAGCAAAGGUUCCUGAGGGCUGCAGGGUGGCCGGGCGAUUUGAUUGGCUGGUGGAGGGCUCACGCUGAUUGCUGAUUAUUAUUGGUGGUGGUGGUGGGGGUGACCCAAAAAAGAGAAUAAUGAGGGGAUAAAGGGGGGUAGAGAGGGAAAGAGAGGGAUGGGAGACAGGUUUGCAUGUCUGCAUGCUCACAUAUCCAUAAUCAGCAAAGCAUUGUGGGUUAUUAGAGGAAGAGGGGAGCUUCAUAAGUAGAAGACAAGAUGACCAAAAAGACACUAAUGACAUUUAAUAGCUUAAGAAGUGGCAGCCGCUUCAGAAGUCCCGUUCUAAAGUGCAGGAGAUAUUUUUGACAAGUUGCAAAAGUUUGACACUUCAGCAGCAGGGGACAUUUGUGCUCGUCCACAGCGGUGAGGACCACAUUCCCUCUGCUGUGAUGCUGGAUUGCAAGAUGAAGCAACUAUCAGACAUUGAUGAGAAAAAAACUGAAGGUGCAACUUGUCACUUCCUGUUUUUUUAAGGGUCUUAAACCUUUUGAAAUCUAUGCAAAUUGACAUGAAUUCUUUCAAAGGCAUGAGAGGAAAAGAAGGCAAUGAGCAACUUAAUUAAAAUAGGCCAAAAAAAAUUGCAAGAAAUUU
This is a messenger RNA of Plectropomus leopardus (leopard coralgrouper), 2404 nucleotides long. The record is from RefSeq and is a predicted model, not a curated record. NCBI's taxonomy places the organism in Eukaryota, Metazoa, Chordata, Actinopteri, Perciformes, Serranidae.